UGUAUAGGGUUCAGUAUGCAUUGAUAUCAGGGGUUGUUUGCAGAAGGCAUAAAUGCACGUAGUUUCUUUAUCACCUCCAUGAUCAUAUUAAUCUGCAAGCUGUGUUGACAUGAUACCGAAAAGGUGGACGUUUGUUCCAAUUUGUGACGACUAACUUCACAUUUAAAAGGUUCACUUCCUUGUUGCCGUGAAUUGAGGAUGACCCUGUUUUCCUGAUCCAUUAAAUUGUUCUACUGAAGUGCUGACUGUCAGUUGGAUGUUGAUGGUGGACACAGUUACCAUUAUUAUAGGUUAUUUCAAGUGAGCAUGGCGUAGACUAGGCGCCACUAUCUACAUAUUCUCUCAGGCCUAUUGCAUCAUGGCGGAUUUAUUCAAUAUCACCGGCUUAUUUUCCCAAGGGGAAAUGAAUGUGACACCGAUACCAGAUGGAGGAGGUGGUACCGUGUGUGAGAAUACAGCAUAUGAUAUGAAAUACUGGAUUCAGCUUAGUGUUAUACCAUCUAUCAUAAUUAUCAUCGUGUUUUCGUUUCUACAACCAAGAGUUCGUCUUUGGCCGAAAUGUUGCGCUCAAAGACCGAGUAUUCCAGAACCUUCUAACUUUAUCGAUGCGUAUGAGGAUCGAUUAUCCUACGCAUGCGCAUUUGCUGCCAUGUCAACGUGUGUGGUUCUUUUAUUCACUGGUGAUUGGUUCUUUAAUCCAGAUAUAAGUCACAUUCCUGGAGUCUUCCAAGGAACUGUUUUAAUAUUCAUAGCGAUUGUCAACGUGUUUGAAAUCAGCGUGGUUUACUAUCCAAUCCUUCUGUGUUUGAGUACUGAACAUAAAUUAACUGGCAAUGUUAUUGGUCUAAUCUACUCUACUGUCUGGAGUUUCUAUUACGUAGCUGUUCUUUUAGCUUGUCCCAAAGAGGAAGGGAUUGUAGGUAAGAUAGUAACGGCAGUGUUGGGUCCAGUGUUCAUAUGCUACAUAGGACUGGAAAUCCGAUUCGGCUAUGGAAUAUACACAGAUUUUAGAAGAUUAGUAUUCCAGGAAACGGAUUCGACGAUGGAUAAAACCGCAGUAGACAGCGAUAUCGACGAGGAAUUUAAGAAGACUCAUUUCUACGAGCGAGUUCAGUACCUUCUAAGAAAACCCACACCAGAGGUAGGGGAGCCAAGCCUCACAGUCAAAUGGAGAAGAAAGUUGAUAGAUGACGCACCAGGCUUCAAGUUUUCAAGAAGAAUUGUUUGCACCUUUGUCCUGAGCUCUCUAACCACAUACCAGCUUGGUUUGGUUUACAUCAUGUCCUUAUCCAGCGUCUGGGAAUCUGCCAAUGCAUCUCUAGCUAUUAAUGGAUCUGUUUAUAAUAUAUUUGAGAGAUCAAAUGAAACAGCGACUUUCUACGAACUCAAGGACUUCUUCGAUAUCGCUGAAAGUACUUUCUGGGGGACCUGUUAUUUCGCCAUCGUAACAACUGUACUUUAUUCCUUCCAUAUGCAAAUUUGCUACAGGAAACAUACUCUUCGUCUUUGGAAAGGAAACAAAAACUUCUGCCCCAGGGAAGAUUUCAGUUUCGACUCGUUGGUGGUUGCUAAUUUACGAUAUUCUGGAUAUCAUAUCGGAUUCUCGGCCUGGGGUUUCUUCAUUCUUCAGAUUGUUUCUUGGGCACUUGUGUUUUUCGUGACGUAUGGAAUCAUUUACCCUUUAAGUAAACGUAUGGAGACUGCGCUUCUCAAUCUACUCAAUGACUAUUGGUUGAGCUUUGUGGUUGGUCUCAUUUUGUACUACGCCCAAGUAUUUCUGUCUCGAUUAGCUUUUCUUCAAGCUGACAAAGAAGAUAAAAAGAAGAAGAAAAAGAAGACAAUACAUUUGAGUCUGAACAAUAGGCGAGCCUUCAACGUCACUGUUUACAUCACGCUGUUCAUGAACGUCCUUCUUGGUCUGAUAUCCUGUCUUAUGAGGAUUCUGAAGGCAGUAGUGUUCGGCGUUUUGUUCAUUGGUCGGAUCGAUCGGUGCACCUUAAUGCGUGGAUGGGAACUUUGGGAUCCAGGUUUUAAAGCCUAUAUUGGGUUUAUUCAACUGGAGGUGGCCCAUACCCAUCCUGUGGUGGUCACGUUUUGUCAUUUAUUAUGGAAGUCCAUUGGCAAGAACAAGUUCACAUCAGCACAACUCACAAGUUACAAGACAUUUGACAUCGUAGAAGAAGGUCAGAAAACAUCAUCUCCAACCAAAAGCACAUCUGAAGUGAAGUCGCGUCGAGCCCGCAACCGUUGGUUUGUUGCCAUCACACUAAUGAGAAACAGAGCACUGACUAUCAAUCGGGUGCCUAUUCUUCCUGAGCUUCAACAAGUGCAAGAGGAGUCAAGAGAUAAGACUGAUCAUGGUUUGGUUAAGUAUGCUUGGCUGAACAAAACGUCUCCUCCAAUGUAUAAAUCCGAUCGUGAUCAUUUGAUGACAAAUCAAGAAGCAGAAAAAGUGCCCUCUAGCGUUCCGAUCGAGACGUUCGUCCAUAUCAAACCCCCAGCCAAGAAAACGGUACCUAAGGAAACGGACUCGUCUGACGUCACAUCUCCGAGAAACUCGCCCCUUUCUCCGAAUGAGAAUGACCCUCUUCUGGUAGGAGCAUCUGGCAGGGAUGGUGAUAAGCAAUCCGCCAGAAGGACUGAUAUUAACUCUGGUGGUGUCGUCUUGAAACUUGAAAAUAAUAGCACAGAAACAGAUAUAUAAUAAUUGGUGUUGCUUUUAAUUUUAUGACAGUUGGCUAAUGAGCUGUUGAGGAAAGUCUAUUUUUGAGUAUUAGUGGUAGAUCUGAAAAUACGGUGGUUGUUAACUCAAUGUUUCGAUCAGUAUGCUCUGACUGUCAACCACUGGUUCUUCUAGAACCAAAACUACUCCAAAGAGAUUACACAUCGCCUAAUGAUACUCCCACAAUGCAAAAAAAUUCAAAUUCUACUUCAUGUUUAGGGGCCUACUAAUUUUGUUAUUGUUUUUUUUUUUUUUUUAAAUCAGCUAUGGGUGUGAAUUAAAAAACAAAGUGUAACCGAACAUCUCAAUCAACAUGAUACUUUAAAAUUAAAUUAAGACAUUUUGACAAAAAAUGAUUUCCCUAUUUCGGACAUGUAUACAAUAGUAUUGCAUCAUGAUGACUCCGAGUUACACGCGUCUCUUCUCAUCGUAAUAUGGGAUUCGCCGAACUCUUUAUUUAGUAGCCAUUUAGAAAAGGUUGGACAUUCAUCCAAGCAAGUUGAUUAUGCUAGGGAUUCUGAGGUGCUUUGCAGAAUAAUGUGUUAUUUUGUUUAAAUUUCGCUGAAUACUAUAACGCUUUACAAGAAACUACAAUUCUUCCAUCAAAUAAGUUGUUUAGGUCUACUUUAGUUUCUUCUAUCGUCGCACAAAUAAACAAAUAAAAUGUUUAGGUCUACUUUAGUUUCUUCUAUCGUCGCACAAAUAAACAAAUCAGUUGUUUAGGCCUACUUUAGUUUCUUCUAUCGUCGCACAAAUAAACAUUAAGAAACCGAGGCUUUCAGGUGGUUCAAAAAAAGUGAAUUAAUGACAAACUAAUGUUUACAACGUCCUGCUUGUUUAUUUGUUUAUGUAUUGUUUCAUUUAUACAGAGUAUAUCAUGAUUGAUCAUGACUAAAAACUCUUUACAAAUUUACUCAGUUGUUAAAUUUUAAAAGAACUACAUGUCUCAAAGUCUUCAGGAUAACUUCAUCAGGGUCACAAAAAGUUUAUUUUAUGUUAUUAAGCGCUUUGUUUUUACAACAUUCUUAUGGAUAUGAAUUAUUAUUUUGCAAGAAGAAAACCAUCAGCCAAUAGAAAAGACGCGCAACCAUUGUAUUCCACUCAGUGAGCAUUAUUCUUCCUGCUUACUAUUAUUUUUCCAUUUUCAUUUUGUUUAGCAUGGAUAUUUUAUCCCGUUUAUAAGAUUGUGCAUUAAUGUGUGUGUAUUGGUCCGACACGGUAUAUGAAUUUUAUAAAUAAAACUUAAUGUGUAAGCUUGA
Molecule: messenger RNA, 3981 nt
Organism: Asterias rubens (European starfish)
Lineage: Eukaryota; Metazoa; Echinodermata; Asteroidea; Forcipulatida; Asteriidae
Product: stimulated by retinoic acid gene 6 protein-like
Exons: 20
Coding region: 359-2704 (781 amino acids)
Biological process (GO): vitamin A import into cell
Cellular component (GO): plasma membrane
Molecular function (GO): retinol transmembrane transporter activity; signaling receptor activity
Source: RefSeq, a predicted model, not a curated record